This is a messenger RNA of Helianthus annuus (common sunflower), 3196 nucleotides long. Its product is annotated as disease resistance protein RPS4. Bases 357 to 2153 code for a protein of 598 amino acids. Gene Ontology annotation, molecular function: ATP binding; protein kinase activity. NCBI's taxonomy places the organism in Eukaryota, Viridiplantae, Streptophyta, Magnoliopsida, Asterales, Asteraceae. Gene Ontology annotation, biological process: signal transduction; protein phosphorylation. The record is from RefSeq and is a predicted model, not a curated record. The transcript has 7 exons.
CUGUCAACAAAAGCUCUACCAUGGCCGGAGCAUGAGGCUGCUGCAACCGCCUCCGUCGCUCAGUGGUGGAUGCAGAAUUUUAUUCUAAUGGAUUCCUUUUGGUUUUCGAUCGUCCAUCACUUGUCAUCAAAAGCUGUUUUAAAUGUGUGGAUCUCUGGAUCUCUGAUGUUAUUGAGGAAUUCCUCACCAGGUCCGAGUUAAAAAACCAGGAGGUCCAAAUAGGAACGGUCAAGAAGUACUCAAUCGGGCCAUCCAUCUGGUGCUGAAGACAUUGGUGCUUUUACCUGGAAACACCGAUAUUGUUUUUUUUUACAUAUUGUUGAGGGCCGUAUUAACCCAUAAAUCUUAACAAAUCAAUGGCAUCAUCAUCAUUGGCGUCUUCAAGCUCCACUCCAGGUUGUUCUACUCAACAGUGGAAUUACGAUGUUUAUCUAUGUUUUCGAGGAACAGACACUGGAAAGAGCUUCGUAGGUCAUCUCUAUGCCGCACUUUACCAACGAGGAAUCCUUACUUACCUUGACACAGAAACACUUCCGCAUGGCGUACCCAUUGAUGCAACACUCUUCAAUGCUAUCAAAGAAUCACGGAUUGCUAUCGUGGUGUUGUCGAAAAACUUUGCAAAUUCUUCGUUUUGCUUGAAUGAACUUGCGUAUAUCAUAAAGUGUAGAGAUGAGAUGGGGCAAAUCGUUAUACCCAUAUACUAUCAUGUUCAUCCCUCAGAAGUGCGAAAACAAGAAGGGGCAUUUUCUUCGUAUAAGUGGGAGAUCAAGAAUGAUUAUAACAAAUUCGUGUCAUGGAGAAAUGCAUUAGUGGAUAUUGCAAGUAAAGAUAAUGGAUGGAUAGUCGGUGACAUUCCUGAAUCGGUAUGUAUCAGACAAGUUGUUGAUACAAUUUCGAAUAAACUGUUUCCCAACAAAGGCUUCAUUAAAUUGGGGACAGACUUACAAGAUCUCAAAUUGAGGGGUACUGCUGAAUCAGUUUAUCAUCAUUCCAGACAAAUCAACACAUCAGUCACAUCUUCAAUUUCUACUAAGUUGGCCAAAUAUGAUGUGUUUUUGAGUUUUCGAGGAGAAGACACUCGCUUCAACUUUGUGGAUCACCUAUACUCAGCUCUUGAGCAACACAAAAUUCUCACUUACAUGGAUAAGGAAAUAAAGUUCUCUGGUCCAUUACAUUCACACUCAAUUAAUGCUAUUGAAGAAGCACGAAUUUCCAUUAUCAUAUUCUCCAUAAAUUAUGCAAGCUCUUCCUUGUGCUUGGACGAACUUGCAUAUAUGAUGAAAUGCAGGAAUGAGACGGGGCAAAUCGUUAUCCCUUUAUACUAUCAUGUCGAUCCCUCGGAGGUACGAAAACAAAGUGGGAAAUAUGAGAUAGCAUUCCCCAAACAUGGGUCGAUGAAGCCCUCCAAAGUUGAGUUGUGGAGAAAUGCACUGGUGGAUGCAAGCAGCCUUAGAGGAUGGAAUAUCGUGCACAUUGCUGACGGGCAUGAGGCGAAAGGUAUCCGACUAAUUGUCAAAAAAAUUUCAAAUAUAUUGUUCCCCGAUAAAGACCUUAUAGGAUUACGCACUCGCUUGGAAGAUAUGACAUUUGGAGGUGGUGGUGGGAUUACUAUCCCACCAUUUUCCCAGAAAGACAUGGAGCACUUGAGGAUUCCUCUCCAUGAAAUAUUGUUGGCAACAAAUAAUCUCUCUGAAAAUAACAUCAUCGCGGUGGGUGGAUUCGGGAAGGUGUACCAAGGCCUAUCUGAACAGCAUGGCACCAUUGCUGUAAAGCAAUUAGAUCGUAGGCACGGCCAAGGAGACCAUGAAUUCAUGAUGGAGAUUGCAUUGCUUUCAGCUUAUAAACAUGAAAACCUUGUCUCUCUUGUUGGCUAUUGUGACAAAGAUGGGGAGAAGAUACUUGUUUUAAAGUAUGAAAUCAACGGAAGUCUUGACAAACAUGUACAUAGAAAGGAUCUUACUUGGAUCCAACGCCUUCAGAUUUGUUUAGAUGUUGCCAAGGGGUUGAAGUACUUACAUGAAGAUGUUGGAGCUCAACAUAGAAUACUUCACCGUGACGUCAAGAGCUCCAACAUCCUAUUGGAUGAGAACUGGAAGGCCAAGAUUUCCGAUUUUGGUUUGUCUAAAAAUAGCUCUUGCAAAUGUGCCGUGUAGUGUUAUCAUUUCUCGUGUUUGUGGCACGCUGGGGUAUGUUGAUCCACAAUACCUAGAGCAUAACAUUCUCACACAAAAAUCUGAUGUUUACUCGUUCGAGGUUGUACUCUUUGAAGUUUUGUGUAGUAGGUUAGUAAAUGCUCGGGAGUAUCACUUUUCAGCCGAAUUGGCUCAAAAUCAUUACGAAAAGGAUACACUGGAUGAAAUUAUUGAUUCAGGGCUAAGAAGUCAAAUGAAUUCAGAUUGCUUAAGUAUUUAUUCAACCAUUGCCUAUCAAUGCUUGAAGAAACGAAGAGAUGAACGCCCAACGAUGGGCCUUGUUGUGGAUCAACUCGAGAAAGCAUUAGAUUAUCAACAAGGAUUGAGUGGAUCUUUGCAUGAUGUAUACAUUAGUUUUAGACACCGAGACACCGAAUGCCACAUUGUUGAUGAUAUUUAUGAUGCUCUUCACCAAGGAGAUGUUUCCACUUACAAGGAUGAGGUGACACAAUCCCGUAAUGAGUCAGUACUUCUAAAGGCCAUUGAAAGAUCACGAUUAUACGUCAUUAUCUUCACCAAAAAGUUCGCCAUUAAUUCUUGGUACUUGGAUGAAGUAGCCAAGAUUAUUGACUGCAUGAAAGAAAAAAGACAAUUUCUUUUGCCCAUAUUCCUCAACGUGAGUCGUUCUGACGUGCGGACACAAAAAGGAUAUUUCGGGGAUGUGAUGUCCGAAUAUGACAGACAUCCAAGGAUGGAAGUUUGGAGGAAUGCUCUUGUUGAAGCAACUAAUGCACCUGGGCUGGAAUACUCCAAAUUUCGGUCUAGUGCAGAUCUUGUCACGAACGUUGUUGAAGAAAUAAAAAAUGGUUUAUCGACACAAGAUAACUGAUGUGUUUCGGCUAUGUCCUAGUUUUUAAGUGUAAUGUUUCUCUUUUUAUUUUUCGGUAAUCUGAAGUUGUGACAAUUGAAGCCUGGAUGUUCAGAUGUUUGAUAAAUUAUGGGGAUAAAAGACCAUUAAAUCCUUUCUUCUGUUUCAAAGCCAUUUUCUUGAGUGCUUCUAGUUC